Mercenaria mercenaria is the source of this 785-nucleotide messenger RNA. RefSeq lists its product as uncharacterized. Lineage: Eukaryota; Metazoa; Mollusca; Bivalvia; Venerida; Veneridae. The transcript has 3 exons. The record is from RefSeq and is a predicted model, not a curated record. Bases 36 to 785 code for a protein of 249 amino acids.
UUCAUUCCAGAAGCUUGACGUCUCGGAGUAAAGCCAUGGAUAUGGUUAUUUUGUUGUACGCUUGUUUUCAUCUUUGCGCGGUAGUAUAUGGUCUAACAAACACGUUCGUUUAUGAGUUAUACUCAGAAAAUGAAAUAAAUGGAAAUGCUAUUUCUAGUUACGAUACAAACUCUGUACAGGCAUGUGUUACCCUAUGUGACAUGUCUGGUUGUUUGUCGGUAAAUUUCCAUAAAGACGAUGGAAAAUGCGUCCUUACUGAUUAUUAUCCAACCGAUAAUACAAAAUCGGGGGAACCAAAACUCGGCUGGAAAAUCUACUUCCGAAGACAAUUUGAUAUCAAACUUUUAGAAGGAGCAGUGGCAUGGCAAUCGUCUACACUGGUCUGGGGAGGUAAACCUGAAUCGGCUGACCGUGCUAUUGAUGGUUACAGUGAUGCUGCCAGCACGGCAGACACAUGUUCACACACAAAUAGUGGUGACAUAAAUUACUGGGCAGUGGAAUUUGGUACACCUGGUCCCGUGAAGGAGGUUGAAAUAUACUUCCGGAAUUUUUGUUGCUAUUAUCACAGGAACACCAACUUCACAAUCACUGUAUCAAAUAGCCGUGUUGAUGUCCUUAACGACAACGGGAAGCUUUGUAGAACGUACUUUGGUCCAGCUGUUGACAAAGAACCAUUUCACCUCACCAUACCAUGCAUUAACACAAUCUAUGGGAAGUUCUUGAAAAUCAAACACGAUGUGGCGGAUGUGUUGAUAUUGUGCGAAGUCGUUGUGAAAACUCCGUAA